AUGACAAUGGAUCAUGUUGCUUUGGUGGAUAAGUUGUAUGAAAAGGCUGCACAACAGUGGCAGCCCAAUCCCAUCCAGAAGAAGAUAAGCGUUAUCAAUAGUGUUGGGACUUCGCAGGUUUUGGCCCCAAACUGCCAGCAUCAAAUGGUUCCUCCCAACCGUAGAGCUAUGCGAAGAAGCAGCAGUCUCAAUGGUCUUGCAUUGAAGGCAGCCGUUGGUGGCCUCGAAGCUAUCAAGGAGGAAGAGAAGAGAAGCAAAGCGCGGAAAAUGAAUGAUCCUCUCAGUACAUCUCUUCAUCGUGGAAAUGGAAAGGCUAGCAGCAACAGUCUUGCCCACCGCGCAAGAACAGCAAAGACCCACAAAAGCCACAAGUCAGCAGGAUCCACCAAAAGCAGACAAUGCAUCAGAAAAACUGCAAGUUGCAAUGACGCGGUUUCUGCUCGAAAGGUGCUUCGUAGUCAAAGUCCUCGUCGACACACAACCAGUUCCAUAUUGCCUACCAGGAAUGUUCGCCGAAGCAGCAGUUUGGACCCCAAGAAAAUGAAGGAAGCCACGGGAAGUGCAGUUGCAGGAAGAAAAUCCAAGGAUGCGAAAAGUUCUUGCCGCCAUGGAAAAAAGCUCAAGGACAAGAACAUCUUGCGCAAAACCAGCUCUGGUAAACAUAGUGACAGUGACAGUGACAACAGUGGAGAGAAGAAGACAAGGAAACCAACCAAACACACACUCCGCAAGACCCAAAGUGGUGAAGAUGGCAUUACUCACAAGGACGAACGGCGGCCUGGCCGAGUAAAGCCCCUUCGUCGUGCAAGCAGUAUGGAUGCGGAUAUGAUGACAAAGGCUCUGGUGAAUGCGGAUAAAGAUGAGGAAAGAAACGCAAAGGUUUUGGAAAAUUCAGAAAGCCUUCAAAAAUCCACGAGCGCAGUCAUUUCUCGAAUGCACAAGAGACGAGACAAGAAGGACUCCCAGCGUAGUCGUCAUGCCACUCCUAGGGGCCAUACGAGUGAUGACAAGGAGGAGGCGUUGCCCUCCACUCACAAGCACUCCAGUGACCCAUCCUUGUUGAAAUUGAAAACAAAGGCUUCAGCGCCUCCAGAGAGGUCUCCCCGUCGUGCCAUUGACGAUGGACAUACUGACAAGAACAAUGACAAUGAUGACGAAGAAGAAAUGCCACCAAAGCGCAUCAGUGACCCUUCGUUGAUGUCCCGAGUGCAGCGCACACGCUCUCCCCGUCGAGUCACAACAGCUGGUGCAGCUAGGAACAGAGGGGCGGCAUACAAAAAUCAUCGUAUAGCGCAGCGUGCCUUGGCCUCGAUCAAUGAUAUUCCACCGAGGAAGAGCGGUACGGAUGGGGCAGAUGCUGACGACAAACCCAAGCGUGUAUCCAGUGAUCACAUUCGCCACCGUCGCCACCACCAUGGCAGUAAUCCUAGUCAUUCCUCUCGGCGUUCGGCGGAAAGUAUGGGGCAAGCAUCCAUGCAGCACAUGCUUGUUACCAACGGUGACUCUGACUCCGAUGAGGACGUGAAUCCUGCAGCUGCGGAUGAAGGGAUAUCUGCCUGCAUCCAAAAUGUCCUGGGAGAGGUGUUGGCAGUGCCUAGUCCCACGGCUGAAGUGUCGCCUCCAUCGGUUGCCUCUGCAUUCACUAAAGAACAACGCCAUCAAUCCUCAAGGACAGGUACCGGUAGUGGACGACUCAGCGGUGCUGCCCUCAAAGAACAUAUCAAGAAGUCCAUGAAGGAGAAAGAAGGAGGGACAGCCAGCAGUGACCCCGCCGAAAAAAACAAAUCGGUGGUAUCUCACCGAGGCAGCAAUACUCUAUCUACAUUUAUGGCGGAACGUACAAACCGCAAAAGUUCUGUAGUGGUUCCUUUUGGCCCGCAGGUUCCCAAAGAUGCCAUGAAAACAAAGGAAGUGAAAAAGAGGAAUGCUUCGUUUUUGGCCAUACCCUAUCAAACUGGAUUCUCAGACCUUGACGACGAUGAGUCUGUGCACAGUAGAGCGCAAAACAAGAAGAAUGGAUAAAUAUAGUUCAUAAAACAACCUAGCACACCAAUUCAUGUUUCACAA
Molecule: messenger RNA, 2067 nt
Organism: Seminavis robusta
Lineage: Eukaryota; Bacillariophyta; Bacillariophyceae; Naviculales; Naviculaceae
Source: the annotation of a GenBank genome assembly